Molecule: messenger RNA, 612 nt
Organism: Prunus avium (sweet cherry)
Lineage: Eukaryota; Viridiplantae; Streptophyta; Magnoliopsida; Rosales; Rosaceae
Product: nicotinamide/nicotinic acid mononucleotide adenylyltransferase-like
Biological process (GO): NAD+ biosynthetic process
Molecular function (GO): nicotinate-nucleotide adenylyltransferase activity; nicotinamide-nucleotide adenylyltransferase activity
Source: RefSeq, a predicted model, not a curated record
AUGCAUUUACGAAUGUUCGAGCUGGCAAGAGAUGCACUGAAUUCAGAAGGCUUUUGUGUCAUUGGAGGUUAUAUGUCACCUGUUAAUGAUGCAUACAAUAAGAAGGGCCUUAUAUCUGCUGAACAUCGUAUACAGUUGUGCCAUCUAGCCUGCCAGAGUUCAGAAUUUAUAAUGGUUGAUCCUUGGGAGGCAAGACAAAGUAGCUUCCAACGCAUUUUAACUGUUCUGUCUAGAGUCAAGGAUUUCUUGGCUGGGCUGAUACCCAGUGAAUCUCUUAAGUGCAUGCUUGUGUGUGGCUCUGAUCUACUCCACUCUUUUGGCAUUCCUGGAGUUUGGAUUGCUGAACAGGUCAGAGGCAUAUGCAGAGAUUAUGGUGUGGUUUGCAUUCGCAGGGAGGGACAAGAUGUUGAUAAAAUUAUCUCAAAUGAUGAAAUUUUGAAAGAGAACAGGGGCAACAUAAGAAUCGUGGAUGAACUUGUACCGAACCAAAUAAGUUCUACAAGAAUAAGGGAUUGCAUUUCAAGAGGAUUGUCGAUAAAAUAUCUGACUGCAGAUGAAGUAAUUGAUUACAUCAGAGAACAUCAUCUCUACUUGAACUCAAAUGACAUGUGA